This is a messenger RNA of Saccharomyces kudriavzevii IFO 1802, 2664 nucleotides long. It is a transcript of the gene STV1, whose product is annotated as H(+)-transporting V0 sector ATPase subunit a. Gene Ontology annotation, cellular component: vacuolar proton-transporting V-type ATPase, V0 domain; vacuolar proton-transporting V-type ATPase complex; fungal-type vacuole membrane. Gene Ontology annotation, biological process: proton transmembrane transport; vacuolar acidification. Gene Ontology annotation, molecular function: ATPase binding; proton-transporting ATPase activity, rotational mechanism. Lineage: Eukaryota; Fungi; Ascomycota; Saccharomycetes; Saccharomycetales; Saccharomycetaceae. The transcript has a single exon. The coding region runs from base 1 to 2664 and encodes 887 amino acids. The record is from RefSeq and is a predicted model, not a curated record.
AUGAACCAAGAAGAGGCUAUAUACCGCUCAGCGGACAUGACGUAUGUCCAACUGUACAUACCGUUGGAAGUUAUAAGAGAGGUGACUUUCUUACUAGGGAAAAUGGGCGUCUUCAUGGUAAUGGACCUUAAUAAAGAUUUGACCGCAUUCCAAAGAGGUUAUGUUAACCAGUUGAGGCGCUUCGACGAAGUGGAAAGAAUGGUGAUCUUCUUGAAUGAGGUGGUAGAGAAGCAUGCCGCAGAGACUUGGAAAUACAUUCUACACAUUGACGAUGAAGGAAACGACAUUGCUCAGCCUGAUAUGCUAAAUCUCAUCAAUACCAUGGAACUACUAUCAUUGGAUAAUGUUAAUGACAUGGUAAGAGAAAUCACUGAUUGCGAGUCCCGUGCGAGACAGUUAGACGAGUCCUUAGAUAAUCUUAGAAUCAAACUAAACGACCUUUUAGAACAAAGACAGGUAAUAUUUGAAUGUUCAAAAUUCAUUGAAGUCAAUCCAGGGAUCGCCGGAAGAGCUAGGAACCCAGAAAUUGAACGAGAAGAGAGGGACGUGGAUGACUUCAGACUGAAUCCGGAUAACGUUAGUGAGACACUGAGUGAUACUUUUUCUUUUGAUGACGGCAUGUCGGAGAAUCCAGAUACCUUGAGGGAUGGUAUUCUUGGAAACCAGUCAACCGAGGAUCUAAGCUUUUUAGAACAAGGAUACCAGCAUCGAUACAUGAUAACGGGUUCCAUUAGGAGGACCAAAGUAGACGUAUUGAACAGAAUUCUGUGGAGGUUAUUACGUGGUAAUUUGAUCUUCCAAAAUUUCCCAAUAGAAGAACCGUUGUUAGAAGGUAGAGAAAAGGUCGAAAAGGACUGCUUUAUUGUCUUUACUCAUGGUGAAACAUUACUAAAGAAGGUGAAACGUGUCAUAGAUUCCUUGAAUGGUAAAAUAGUCUCUUUGAAUGCUCGCUCUAGCGAGUUAAUUGACACCUUAAAUCACCAAAUAGAUGACUUACAAAGAAUACUAUAUACAACAGAACAAACUUUACACACAGAAUUGCUUGUUAUACAUGACCAAUUGCCAAUAUGGUCCGCCAUGACGAAAAGAGAAAAAUAUGUUUAUACCACGUUGAACAAAUUUCAGCAAGAAUCUCAAGGCCUGAUAGCUGAAGGCUGGGUUCCUUCCACAGAACUAAUUCAUCUGCAAGACUCUUUGAAGGAUUACAUUGAAACACUAGGUUCUGAAUACAGUACCGUCUUCAAUGUGAUCCUAACUAAUAGAUUACCGCCAACAUAUCACAGAACUAAUAAAUUCACUCAAGCCUUUCAAUCGAUUGUGGACGCAUACGGCAUUGCUACCUAUAAGGAAAUUAAUGCUGGUUUAGCCACAGUCGUCACGUUUCCCUUUAUGUUUGCCAUUAUGUUUGGUGACAUGGGCCAUGGGCUGAUUUUAUUUUUGAUGGCAUUGUUUCUAGUGUUGAAUGAACGUAAAUUCGGAGCCAUGCGCAGGGAUGAAAUUUUUGACAUGGCAUUCACUGGUAGGUAUGUUGUGUUGUUAAUGGGCGCAUUUUCUGUAUAUACAGGGUUAUUGUACAACGAUAUCUUUUCCAAGUCAAUGACGUUAUUCAGAUCUGGCUGGCAGUGGCCUUCCACUUUUAGAAAAGGUGAAUCUAUUGAGGCAAAGAAAACUGGAGUUUAUCCAUUCGGAUUAGAUUUUGCUUGGCAUGGUACAGACAACGGACUGCUUUUUUCGAACUCUUAUAAGAUGAAACUAUCUAUCUUAAUGGGAUAUGCACAUAUGACGUAUUCCUUCAUGUUUUCUUAUAUCAACUUCAGGGCCAAAAACUCUAAAGUGGACAUAAUCGGUAACUUCAUUCCUGGGUUGGUGUUUAUGCAAUCAAUAUUUGGCUAUUUGUCCUGGGCCAUCGUGUACAAAUGGUCAAAGGAUUGGGUUAAGGAUGAUAAACCGGCCCCAGGGUUACUGAAUAUGCUUAUCAACAUGUUUUUAGCACCAGGAACCAUCGAUGAUCAAUUAUAUCCCGGACAAGCCAAGUUGCAAGUUGUGCUGUUGCUUGCGGCAUUGAUUUGUGUUCCAUGGUUAUUACUAUAUAAACCACUAACACUGAAGAGGAUAAACAAGAACAAUGUUGGUGUUAGACCUCAUGGAUACCAGAGUGUAGAUAAUCUCGAACAGGAUGAACAAUUGGCACAACAGCGACAUUCAGCGGAAGGAUUUCAAGGAAUGAUUAUCAGUGAUAUUGCGGAUAGUAUCAACGAAAACGUUUCCGGUGAUGAACAUGGAACAUUUAAUUUUGGUGAUGUCAUGAUUCAUCAAGUGAUUCAUACUAUUGAGUUCUGCCUGAACUGUAUUUCUCAUACAGCUUCAUAUCUGCGUCUUUGGGCGUUGUCGCUGGCUCAUGCGCAACUGUCUAGUGUGUUAUGGGACAUGACCAUAUCAAACGCUUUUAGUUCUAAGAACUCGGGAUCGCCUUUAGCCGUAAUAAAGGUGGUUUUCUUGUUUGCCAUGUGGUUUGUUCUGACUGUUUGUAUCUUAGUUUUCAUGGAGGGUACUUCUGCGAUGUUGCAUGCCUUACGUUUGCACUGGGUGGAAGCAAUGUCCAAAUUCUUUGAAGGUGAAGGAUAUGCAUACGAGCCGUUUUCAUUUCAGGCUAUAAUAGAGUGA